UGAUAACCAUCUCAUGUGGCUAAAAAAGUAAACAAAAACAUCCAAAUCACAAUUCUUAAUUAAAAAUCUCUUAAAAUUACCCAAAGUCAUCAAUUCUUUUGCACUUCUUCAGUCAAAAUAGUUCCUCAUGGAGGUCGACACAGCUGUAACUCCCUCUUCAGAGGUUGAAUAUCCCCGAAAACGCCAUUAUCGCCAACGAGCUCAUGCGAAUCCCAUUUCCGAUCAUGUUUUUGAUUAUCCCGUUCGUCCUGCUGAGAUGGAUUGGCGCCCUUAUUACCCCACAAUUGAAGCCAACAAUGGAAAAGUCGAAUUUGCCGACAUUGGUUGUGGUUACGGCGGAUUUCUCGUGACUCUUGGAGAAACUUUCCCGGAUAAAUACGCGAUCGGCAUGGAAAUUCGCGUAAAAGUUUCGGAUUUUGUGGUUGACAGGAUCAAAGCGUUGCGUGCCCUGCAUCCGGGUCAAUAUAACAACGUCGCCUGUAUUCGAACGAAUGUCAUGAAAUAUCUCGUAAAUUAUUUCCACAAAGGACAGUUGAGUAAAAUGUUCUUUUUGUAUCCGGAUCCGCAUUUUAAAAAGUCCAAACACAAAUGGCGCAUCAUCAGUACGUCGCUGCUGAGUGAAUAUGCGCACGUUUUGCGUUCCGGCGGCAAUUUGUACACCGUGACAGACGUCAAAGACCUUCACGAUUGGAUGUGUCGACACAUUGAAGCCCAUCCGCUCUUCCAAAAACUCACCCAAGACGAGAUGGAAGCGGAUAUUUUGUACAGCAAACUGCCCGAUAGCAGCGAGGAAGGACAAAAAGUGACACGGAACAAGGGCGAACGAUGGAUUGCGAUUUACCGACGACUCUGAGAGGAAUAAAAAUUGACCUUUUUGCGGAUAAUACGAGAUUUAUUUCGAUAAUAAUAAUAAAUUUUUAAAAUAAAGUUGGAAAUGACAGAAAUUUACUUAAGUAACGACCACUUGAGUUGCUCGCGCGCCGAUUGCAGAACCUACAAGACAAAUGAAAAACGUUAUUUUUCGAGUAAUUCAUACUUUUUAAUACUA
Messenger RNA from Culicoides brevitarsis, 1048 nucleotides. RefSeq names its product tRNA (guanine-N(7)-)-methyltransferase. Gene Ontology annotation, biological process: RNA (guanine-N7)-methylation; tRNA methylation. The record is from RefSeq and is a predicted model, not a curated record. Gene Ontology annotation, cellular component: tRNA methyltransferase complex. Bases 128 to 853 code for a protein of 241 amino acids. NCBI's taxonomy places the organism in Eukaryota, Metazoa, Arthropoda, Insecta, Diptera, Ceratopogonidae. The transcript is spliced from 2 exons. Gene Ontology annotation, molecular function: tRNA (guanine(46)-N7)-methyltransferase activity.